Trichoderma citrinoviride is the source of this 1425-nucleotide messenger RNA. Its product is annotated as NADH dehydrogenase I, D subunit. The transcript is spliced from 3 exons. Gene Ontology annotation, molecular function: NADH dehydrogenase (ubiquinone) activity; quinone binding; NAD binding. Bases 1 to 1425 code for a protein of 474 amino acids. Gene Ontology annotation, biological process: mitochondrial electron transport, NADH to ubiquinone. The record is from RefSeq and is a predicted model, not a curated record. Lineage: Eukaryota; Fungi; Ascomycota; Sordariomycetes; Hypocreales; Hypocreaceae.
AUGGCCGCCGUCCACAGACUCAUUGGCCAGAGUGCCAGGCGCCUCUGCCUUCGCCCUGCGACUGCGACCUCCUUCGCCGCUCGCCCGUUCUCAGCCUCUGCCGCCCGACGAUAUGCGACGCCCGAGCAUCAGGGCACGCGCAUCGUGCCCACCGACGAGCACUUCAACUCGACCGGCGACAUCUACGGCUACCCGACCCGGCCCCAGCCCUCGAGCUCCGACAAAAAGCCGCGCGACGAGAACAGCGUCGAGGGUCGCAAAGUCAGGCACUACACCGUCAACUUCGGCCCCCAGCACCCUGCCGCCCACGGUGUGCUCCGGUUGAUUCUCGAGCUCAGCGGUGAAGAAAUCGUCCGAGCCGACCCCCACGUCGGCCUGCUGCACCGAGGAACCGAGAAGUUGAUCGAGUACAAGACGUAUCUGCAGGCCCUGCCCUACUUUGACCGUCUGGACUACGUCUCCAUGAUGACCAACGAGCAAUGUUUCUCCCUGGCCGUCGAGAAGCUGCUCAACAUCGAGAUCCCCGACCGCGCCAAGUACAUCCGAACCAUGUUUGGCGAGAUCACCCGUAUCCUGAACCACCUCAUGUCUGUCCUCUCACACGCCAUGGACGUUGGUGCCUUGACACCUUUCCUGUGGGGUUUCGAGGAGCGAGAGAAGCUCAUGGAAUUCUAUGAGCGAGUCUCCGGUGCUCGUCUGCACGCUGCCUACGUUCGUCCUGGAGGUGUUCACCAGGAUAUCCCCGUUGGCCUUCUCGACGACAUUUACCAGUGGGCUACACAGUUCGGUGACCGUAUCGACGAGACCGAGGAAAUGCUUACCGACAACCGCAUCUGGAUUGAGCGUCUGAGAGGCAUUGGUGUCGUCUCCGCGGCUGAUGCCCUGAACCUGUCCUUCACCGGCGUCAUGCUCCGCGGUUCCGGUGUUCCCUUUGAUAUCCGCAAGAGCCAGCCGUACGACGCCUACGACAAGGUUGAGUUCGACGUCCCCGUCGGCGUCAACGGCGACUGCUACGACAGAUACCUGUGCAGAAUGGAGGAGUUCAGACAGUCCCUGCGCAUCAUCCACCAGUGCCUGAACCAGAUGCCCGCCGGCCCCGUCCGCGUCGAGGACUACAAGAUCUCGCCUCCUCCCCGAACUGCCAUGAAGGAGAACAUGGAGGCCCUGAUCCACCACUUCCUGCUCUACACCAAGGGCUACGCCGUGCCCCCUGGAGAGACGUACUCCGCCAUUGAGGCGCCCAAGGGCGAGAUGGGUGUCUACGUGGUCAGCGACGGCAGCGAGCGUCCUUACAGGUGCCACAUCCGUGCUCCUGGCUUUGCUCACCUGGGUGGCUUCGAUCACGUUGCCAAGGGUCACUUGCUGGCAGACGCGGUUGCUUUGAUCGGUACCAUGGAUCUUGUGUUCGGUGAGGUUGAUAGGUAA